AUCGUUCCAGUGCUUUUUAGGACAUUUUAUGCUUUAUAUUAUGGAACAAAAAUGAUGUGGAUUUUGUAAUUUAUUUAUUAGAAUUGUUAUAGUGAAAGCACAUUUGGAAGAAAAAUCGACACGUAUUUGUUAAUUUUACAACGGACAGACGGAGGUGCAAAGAAAACUUGCCUUAGUUAGUCUUGAGCCAGCAGAAGCAUACCGGUACCGUACUGCAGAAACUUACUGCAGAGUCUUACUGUACAACUUGACAAGUGUGACGUUGCAAAAAAAUAUAUAGUGUAUUGGUUAAAAUAUAUUAAGACGAACAAACAUCUUACAGCAUUACUGGACUGCUUUAGUUAUUGGAGUCAUUUUAAAGAUUUCCCAUCUUUGCUCCUGCAAGUCUGCUGUUUUCUCGUUCCAACACUAUGUCAACUAAACCAAAGGUCCGUAUUAUAAGUCCUCCUAGCAGUCCAGAACUAGAAGAUGUCAGAGAAGAAGAUGAUGAAGUUCUUCCCAUGCAUCACCAGGUCUUGUACGAUCUUCUUGGUGAAGACAAAGCAGAGUCAAUUCUGAACCCGAAGAUGGAAGAGCAGCCAACCAGGAGACAAAGCAUUCAUCCAAAUGGGCAACGAAUCAUCCUUCUGCCUUCAAUAGAUACUGGGAUGGGUGCUGAAGCAAUAUGGAAAACAUUGAAGGAAAAAUCUGACAAGAAGAUAAAUCGUCUCGAAGAGAGAAUUCCUGAUGAAUGGAAACAAGCUUACAGUGCUUUCCUAAGAGACAGACUUGCUCAGGAUAAACCAUUGCCAUUUAGGAGUUUCACUGCAAAAGCAGACGUCCCAGAUCUUGAGAUUUUGAAACAACACGAUUACGUUUACAAAGUUCGGAAAAUACGUAACCACACUAAUGUCAUGUAUCGAAGCUCUGAGAGCAACUUGAACCAUACUACGUUACUUCUCAACAAUAAUCCAUUACCUGAAUGCAAACGAAGCGGAAAAAAUGUCGCUCUCGACCGGUAUUUUGACGACCGAUUUUUACAACAACGACCAGAAUCUGCUGACGUUAAAAGUAUUGAGUACCUGGAACCUACUGCCGGUUUACCUCAGCCUAGGAAUCUACACUUCCUAACAAAUGAAGGCGCUAAAUGCAAAGGGACAUUCUACGCCAAGUAUGCAGAUGAAGAAAACAUGAAAAUGGUGACGGACGUCCCAGGGUACGAAGUGAAACUUCCUCCAUCAAUGUCAGCUCGUUAUUCUAUCAGCGCACCAGGAAACGCUGCUGCAAUGAAAAAGGAAUGGAAAAGAUUCGAAAGAAAGGUUGCUACCCAUAAAACCUCGAGAUGGGAGCCUUUAACCAUUGGAAGUUUGCUUGAAUAUUCAACUAGCAAGUCUAUCCCCGGAUCGGGGGAUUUCAGACGUGGUGCGGCUUCAAGAUGGAAGAAUACAGCUAGUGCUGGAAUAUAGAAGCAGGCGUUAGCAAAACUGAAAAAUUUGAAUUUUGAAAAUGUUUAAAAACAGGGUAUUUCUAUUUUUGUGAGAGAGAAUUGCCAGGUACUGAGCACCCAUUCAUAAGUAAAAAAAACUCAUUUUUGAGCAAAGGAACAGGCACUCACUCAGAAAUGAAGGAGACUCAUCUCUGAGCAAAGUUACGGGCACUCACUCAGAAGUAAAGGAGACUCAUCUCUGAGCAAAGUGACGGGCACUCACUCUGAAUUGAAGGAGACUUUUCUCUGAGUAAAGUAUGGGCUCUCACUCAGAAGUAAGAAAGACCCAUCUCUGAGCAAAGGUACAGGCACUCACUCAGAAAUGAAGGAGACUCAUCUUUCAGCAAAGUUACAGGUAUUCGCUCAGAAGCAAAGAAGAUUCAUCAACAUCAACAGAUAUGCUCACUCAGAAGGAAAGAGACUUAUCUUGAAACCAACUGACUUAUCUUUAAUGUUUUCCAAUCCAGGGUAUUUCCUUGAAGCAAAGUUACAUGCACUCGCAUAUAAGUAAAAGAUACAAAGAUUUUUGCUACUUUGUACGUAAAUCUAUUUCACAUAAUAAUAAUGCGUUGUAAUCCACCUCAUAGUUGGAGGAUUUUUAUAUCAUUAAAUAAUGAUGAUUUAUAUUGCUUUCGACUUUUUAUUAAAAUCAAUUGCAUAAAAGCGAAGCCACACGAGACUUAACUUUAUUAUUGUUUCGUUAUCCUAUAUAUAUAUACUUCUAUGUGCCAAAAUAUGGUGUAAUUAUGUUAUCACUGAUUCUAUUUAAUAUUUUACCUACAAUUUUUUCUAUAUUCAUUCUGUGACAUAUUUUUUUGUGCCAAUAUGACCAUGGUUCGCCAUGUUGGGCCGGUUAUUAGAACGGAAGAAAAUAAUUUUUGAUUAAAGAUAUGGGCGACCACCAGGUGGUUACUAUGGUGUCACUCCACCUCAUCGAAGGUGUAAUAAACUACAAAUUUUAUGGUAAUCCAUUCCAAAAUCAAUUCCCAAACCAGGACUGUACCCUGACUUUAUAUUAAGAUAGGCGAUAUCUUUUGAAAAAUAUUUUUCCAUACAUUUCACUCCUGUCAACUAAUUCGUUAUCCAAUUUGGUAAUCCUUGCAAAAUUUUUAUUUUGUUUGUAUAUUUUUCUUUCACUGAGUAAUAUAUUUCCUUUUUUUCCUGGGGUGUGACACCAUCUCACAGAGAGUGUAAUGAACUACUAGGUUUGCAAUGCUGAACCGUAAAGAUCCCGUUUAUUUCAUCUAUGGUAUAUAACCUUACUUGGAGCGAAAAGCUUAUGAUAUGCCGUUUAUAAAAAUCCCCAAGAAGUACUAACCUCCCUGCCUAAGUCUGUAUUUGCUCGUUCAAUUUUAUGGUAAGCAAUAUUCUCUCUAAUUUUUUGUAGUAUGUGUGCGCACUUUUUUGGAAAUGACUGAUAUUUGUGCAAAAACCUAUGAAGAAAUUUUGGCG
Styela clava is the source of this 2917-nucleotide messenger RNA. Its product is annotated as testis-specific gene 13 protein-like. NCBI's taxonomy places the organism in Eukaryota, Metazoa, Chordata, Ascidiacea, Stolidobranchia, Styelidae. The record is from RefSeq and is a predicted model, not a curated record.